Podarcis lilfordi (Lilford's wall lizard) is the source of this 15768-nucleotide messenger RNA. The record is from the annotation of a GenBank genome assembly. Lineage: Eukaryota; Metazoa; Chordata; Lepidosauria; Squamata; Lacertidae.
CUCAUGGGGCAGGGGGGGACUCAUGGCUUCUCAUCAAGCGUUCCUCCAGUUUCGGUUUUCUUUUCUGAUUUCUGUGUCCGUGAUGAUUUCCUUUCCAUGAAACGGGCGAAGUUCCUCACUUCUCCCCGAGCGCAACUCAGAGCAGGCAGCGCCAGCCCUCGACUGGAAGACGUUGAGUUUCCUUUCGUUUUCUCUCGCGCUUUUGCCCGACGACGUCUGGACGGGGGAGUCCUCCUCCUGCUUUCUUCAGCCCCUUCCUCACAGCCCCAUCUCCGCUCAGUCAAAGCAGAAAGGUAAGUCAAGGGACGGGUUGAUCUCAUCCGCAAGGAAAAGGCGCUCCAGGGGAACCGCGCUUCCCGUCUGCGCUUGACUCCCUCUCGCAAAAGAGCGACAGACUCCGGAGGGACCCCCCUUCUGGCACAGCUGGGGACUCAGAUUAAAUGCAGAAGAAGACCAGGGUAAAUUAACCCGGCUUGGUGUUAGUCGCAAGGGACACCUAAAGAUGGGUCGAAGUGGAAAGAGGAAAUCGCAACACAAUUCCACAGCCUAAAGCUAAGGAUUCCAUGAUUUUCAUUUUUGGAAACGGAAUCAUUCUAGAUAAACGCUAGAUAAUGCUUAAUUUUGCUUGUUUAAAAAACCACAUGAUUUCCAAGGUCUUUAAAACAUAGUUUUUUGUUGUUUGUAGUAUGUCUGCUCCAGGUACUUCAGCUGAAAUUUUGGAGUGGUUCAGAGCCCAUAAAAUGGAGAUUUCUCUUGCAAUUAGAGACCUGUUUCCUUUUCUCCAUGGCCUACGAGACAAGAAUAUAAUCUCUGAAGAAAAUUUUCAGGUGACUAUUGUAUCUAACUGAUGCAAUUAUUUUCUGGUUAGAUUCCUACUUUGUUAAUUCAUUGUAAAUUUGCUGUUUUUUAAUUGAUUAUAAUUUAGUAAUGAUUUCUUGCUAUUGUUGAGAGUGAAUUUCUGUUUGAUUAUUAUUUGUUGAUACUUUGGGAGUGUCGUGCUUUAUUCUAAUUGAUUAUCACAUAUUCCUUUAUUUGAUAUAAGAUAUUUAUUUUAAGUCACAUUUUUAUUAUGACGUCUUUGUUUUGCACCGGAUUGUUAUGUGUGUCCUUGUAUAUUUUGUUGGUUCUUCAUAUUGUAAACUGUCUUGUGUAUAUAGAAAGAUGGUAUACAAAUUAAAAGUGAAAUGAAAUGAAAUAGCAGCAGCUGGGAUAGCUAAAUUGGUUAGAACAUGGUGCUGAUAACACCAAGACUGCAGGUUUGAUUCCCGCACAGGACAGCUGCAUAUUCAUCCAUUGCAGAGGGUUGGACUCAAUCAUUCUCAGGGUCCUUUCCAAUUGCGCAAUUCUACGAUAAUAAUAAUUAUAAUUUAUUAUUUAUACCCCACCCAUCUGGCUAGGUUUCCCCAACCACUCCCCAAAACACAAUACAGCAUUUAACAUUAAAAACUUCCCUAAACAGGGUUGCCUUCAGAUGUCUUCUAAAAGUUGGAUAGUUGUUUAUUUCCUUGACAUCUGAUGGGAGGGCAGGCACAGGGCAAGCGCUGCUAUUGAAAAGGCCCUCUGCCUGGUUCCCUGUAACCUCACUUCUUGCAGUGAGGGAACUGCCAGAAGGCCCUUGAUGCUGAUUCUACGAUUCCAUCCAGGUUGUGGCUUGUUUCUGAAAAAGUGGCCUUGAGUCUUCCUCUGCCAUUGGUAAAAGGCAUAGGAUAGGAUGUUAGUGUUCAGAGACAUGUAAGCUGCGCAACGUAUUUGAAGUUGGCAAAGGAGAAGAAAAUUGUUAGUGUAAUUUCUGCUUCCUUUGAUUGUGCUGGGAUGAUUAUCCAAAUAAUCUGCUGUUAGAUCUGGUGGGAAAUGGGAAAGUUACUCUGUAUUUUCAGUCUAAAAGAUGUUUUGAAGACAGAGAUUUGAAAAACCCUGUAUUGUUUCUUUCUAGAAUUGGCAAGAUUGGGUAACUGCAAAUCCAAAUGAUAUUCAAAGAGUGGUAUACGAUGUGCUUGAGAACAUUCAGGGCGAUCUGUCAGCAAUAGAGGAGAUCUUCUGCAGCAGUAACCUGGCAGCAUAUCAAGACUUACGGCCACUAUAUGAAAGCCUAGGAAAUGGUAAAUCAUCUUGUAUUGGGGACUAAACCUACCAGUUGAGCCUUAAAGAUAUAUAGCCAAAAAGAAACAAAUUCAUUUGGAUUUGAGGAAUGGUAUAGUCAGUGUUUGAGCCACAAAGCCUUGUUCAAGUCUUUCCACAGCCAUGCAUUCACUGUUUCAGUCCUCUGCCUGCCACCACAAACGACAUACUUGUGCAUUAAUUUAUGUAUUGAAAAUUAUUGAUAGGCUGGUGUUUAUUUUGAAAUAUAAUAAUGUGGUUUACAAAAUAAAACCAGUUCGCCAGAAUAACGAUAAAACAUAAACCAGCAUAUUCAAAGUUCAGUAAAGCUGGUCCUAAGGAUCAUUGCCGAGGAGUGCCUAUGCAAAUAGGUAAGUUUUCACCAGCAGGCAGAGCAGCUGCAUUCCCCUGUAAAGUGGGGGCCACAGUAGAGAAGGCCCUUCUCUGGGCCCCAUAAGAUGCACAUUUUCUGGAUGCGGCACGACUAGUAGGUCCUCUUUUGAGUUGCCGUAAGACACACCAUGAUUAGAAAGCUUCCAGAGAUGACAGCGAGCAGGUUGCCUUCAGACUGCUGUCAUUUGUUGGCAGCCCAAAAUAUGGGAACUGUAACCUUUGACAUCCGUUUCUUCAUUUCAUCUUGGAAAAGGGACACAAGAGCAAAAUCUGGAUUUCCAGGGCACGACACUGCCCGUAACCUGUGGAACAGCACAAGGCACUUUACAUAUGGAUAUAUUUGCAACAGGUAAUCAUUUGGAAGAGUAAAUGUAUAAUUACAUCUGUUUAAGGAAUGUGAUACCAAUAGCAAAUUUAAAAAUUGGUGUUUGCAUAAAUGUGUGGUGUUGGGAGGAGGAUGCAUCAAUGUGGGUGGUAUGUGAGUAUCUUUCAUUUUCUGGGAAUACUUCGAAUACUAAUAUCCUAUAAAGCUCUUUAAUUAUAUUCCACUGUAUCCUGUAAACCUGGGCAAGCCUAAAAUAAUUCCAUCAGUACCAGAAUGGUGCAAUCGGUGCUUUUGAAAUCUUUCCCUAUUUAUUUAUUUAUGCAUGCUUAAAUGAUUUUAUUUAGCUUUAAAUGUUUUGUUUUUGUAACAGAACAGUGCCAUGUUGAUUCUCUUUAUCAUUAAUGCAUUAAUCUACAUUUAUACAUGGCAGUUAUCACAACCCAUAAAUCUGAAUGAAAAGCAAUUGGCGAUUGCUCCCAUUUUUUCAAAAAAUAAAGAAACAAUUUACUGUGACCGUGUACAAGAGGGACAGGGAGGAAAGCAGGUGGCAGGGAGUCUAGCUGAGGUGAUGGGCUGGUUCAUUCUGAGGGGCCCUGAAGUUUGGCAUUAGCCGUGAUCAGCCUGAAGUUUCUUUCCGACUUCCACACCACGAUCUUGGCUUCUUUCUCUAUUCAGUGAAGUCUACUGAAUGGGAUAGGUCAGGCAUAGGCAACCUCGGCCUGCCAGAUGUUUUGGGACUACAUUUCCCAUCAUCUCUGACCACCAGUCCUGUUCACUAGGGAUCAUAGGAGUUGUAGUCCCAAAACAUCUGGCGGGCCGAGGUUGCUUAUUGCCUGGUAUAGGUGCGUAACAUUAAUGAGACUGUUCUGUUUGUCAAAGGAGUUUCAAGAAAAAGUAUUGAGGGUUCCAAUGGAAAGUGGUUCACACCAUCACAAUUUCAGACUGAAGGAGGACGUAAACACUGGAAAAGGUGGAGGACAAGUAUCCAGUGUGGGAAGACUUCAUUAGACACAUUAAUAAAGGUAUGUAGUUCACUUGUAACAGCCGUAAUUUUAAUGCCUCAUUUUCUUACUUGCAACUCCAAAGGAAUUUCAGAAGAUACCAUUAAGGCUUUACAGAUAAAAAUCCACAUAUUUUAUUCUUAAAAUGAGUAUUUAUUUUUAAACUGCCUUGAGUCCCCUAGGGAAAAAGGUGGGAGAUAAAUAGAUAGAUUUAUAAUGAUAGCUUCAAAUUCUACACUAUAUAACUGGAGUUACCUUCAUAACACCCUUACGUAAUAAAGAGGGAGGAGAAAAAAGAGAGAGCAAGAGGAACAGAUGGAGCUCAGGUGCUUCAUCAAAAACCACAAAGUGUACUUUCCCUGACUAUCUGUUAUCCCAACCCCACCCUUGCUGACGGGAGGCGUGCAAGGUAGUUUCCUUGUACCUGACAGUGAGGUCAGAGGAAAAUGAAUUGCCAUUUGUUCCAAUUCAACCCCAAGCAGCAGGUUUUCCCUGGGGAAAGCGGUGGGACAAAUAAGUGUGGAUAAGCCCUUAGUAAUAGAGUGGUACCUUGGGUUACAUAUGCUUCAGGUUACAUACGCUUCAGUUUACAGACCACGCUAACCCAGAAAUAGUACCUCGGUUUUAAGAACUUUGCUUCAGGAUGAGAACAGAAAUCGUGCUCCGGCGGCGCAGCAGCAGCAGGAGGCCCCAUUAGCUGAAGUGGUGCUUCAGGUUAAGAACAGUUUCAGGUUAAGAAUGGACCUCCGGAUCGAAUUAAGUACUUAACCCGAGGUACCACUGUACUGAGUCAAUUAACAUCUGCAGUGGGCUAAGAAACCACUGUUUCUCUUCAGGCUCAAAUGAAUGUAAUUCAGCAGUUUCACAUCAGAACCAACUUUUACAUAUCAUUGUUCAUGCAUGGCAACUUUAAGGUUAGCAGCAGAAUGUCCCAGCGGAAUGAAAUAUUCUCCUACUCUAUUUUAAACAUAUAUAACAUAUAUAUAACAUAUAAGGUGUCUAAUUUCUUAUGAGUUCACUUCCUAAAUUCAGGUGAUGUUUUGUGAUUCUGAUUAUGCCUCACAGUAAACCUAAUAAUUGUGAUGUUUAUUUCAGAGCGGACAGCUACCUCAUCCACCACAAAAUUCCAACAGGACAACAACGAUGGUAAACAUUUCCUUAACAGUUUUACUUGAUUUAAACUAGCAUAUGCACAGUUUAUUUAUUCACUUAUGUAUUUAGAUAUUUCCUAACUUCCCCUCACCCAAAAUGGUUGUACCACAGUUUACAUCUAAAUAAGGCAAUACAAAACAUAAUAUAUAACAAAGAAAAACAAAAAUGAGAGAGAGGAAGCUUCAUGUGUGAGUGAGAUUUGCAAUUCAAUAGGCAUAGUGGUGGGAGGCUCUUUGUCCAGCUUGCUUGCCCCACAAAAUGAUGGUGGCACACAUGAAGGACAAAAUCUAGUGCCAAUGAUGACAACAAUGGCUCAAUCCAUUAGCCAAUUAUUAUUUUUUACAAAACUCUUACAGUAUUGAAACAUGACACGAGAGUGCAAUCUUAGUCAAAGGCAGGGAUCCUGCUCACAGUUUCUUUGAAAUUUCCACUACAACUGCUCACACUGCCAAAGAAGUAAGCUGUGCUUUAAGCUAAGAAAUGGGGUACCUUUCUGGCCAUUUUUAUCUGGCCUCUCAUGUGGGCCAACUUUGGCAGGUAGAUGGGACAAUCCACAUGGUGCCAUUAUGUCACAACAUGAUUGGCAGGUCGGGCGUCUCAUCCCACUGCCAAAGCCCCUUGCAUUGGGUUCCCAAGUGCGCAAAAACCAGCUGACAGUUGUGUGCUUGGCAACCAAGCAUAGCUACUAGUGUAGCUAGCCAGGGGCAUGGGGGAUGGUGGUCUGUGCCAGGUGGUGGCGCCGGAGGGUAUCUGUAGGGUGGCACCUGGGUCUGUAGGGCAGCACGGUGCCUUGGGAUUCUGGGUGGCAGGGGAGCCUGUGGGUGGCAAGGUGGUUCCUAGGUGUUUUUCGCGGAGCCACUUGCCUUCCCUGAAAUCGGCGGCUGCCCUAAAAAACACUGAACAACUCUGGUCUGCCCCAGGCCCUGGUGGGAGUUGCUAUGUUGCUGAGUGCAAGCAAUAUUGCCAGUCCUGUGCUCAGAAUGGGCAUCUAGUGAAAGAAGCAGAGAAAGAAGCCUGUAUUUUGCAGACAUUGGAAGCAAAUGGGGCCGCCCCAGCUAUAUAAUAUAAGGGGCUCCGAAAUGGCUUCCCAUCACCACCUUUUCUAUUUUUUUCCAAGUGACACUCAACAUUCUGUAAUUGAUGUUCCUGUUUAGUCCUGACUUAGCUGAUUUGGGGAGGUUUUGAUCCUUUAGGUUUGUUCCCUAAAUAUUGUUUGCACUGCUGCAAAUCCCAGGUUUUCCCAAACAUAGUGAUGACUUCCUCUUGUUUCCGAGUGUCCAUGUUUUGGCACUCACUACCUGAGUUCGCUCUCCCCUAGGAGAUAUUUGAGCUAUCAAGGUCAAGCCUAUGGUAGCAGUCCAAAUAAGGUUGGAUCAAGAAAAUGCAGAAUUCCCUGAUAAAAUAAGCUCAGUUUCACAUAUGCAACUUAUAAAAGGAAUAAAACGAAAACAAAAACAGGAGAUAGAGGCAUUAUCUUUAUUCAGAAGCUGAAAAGUCAGUCAUGACCAGUGAGUAAUUUUACAAGGGCACCUUAUCUAAACACCCUCUCUGCUUAUUAUAGGGCCCAGUAAGUUACCUGUGUUGGCUUCCUGCCAAAAAUGUUGGGGGAAGGUUGGAUCAAGAAAAUGAAGAAUGUCUUGAUAAAAUAAGCUCAGCUUCACAUAUGCAACUUAUAAAAAGAAUAAAAUAAAUAAAUAAAACAGGGGCAGAACCUGAAAAGUCAGUCAUGGCUAUUUAUUAGUGUUACCAGUGGUAGUCUAAUCAACAGUGAGUCAACAGUGAGUAAUUUUACAAGGGAGCCUUAUAUAAACACUCUCUCUGCUUACCUUUUAGGGUCCAAUAAGUGUUACCUGUGUUAGCUUCCUGCUCUUCAGGUUGUCACAUAAGUACUAAACCAAGAAAAUAGGAAGAUGCUGAGUAUAUCUCAUGUAAUAAACUGAAUAUAUUUAAAGAAAACUACCAGAGGUUAUUUGUUGCAUCAAAAAUAACAAAAUCUGUUUUUUAAAAAAUCCUCUUUUCCACACCAUUGUUUACGGUGGUACCUCGGGUUAAGUACUUAAUUCUUUCUGGAGGUCCGUACUUAACCUGAAACUGUUCUUAACCUGAAGCACCACUUUAGCUAAUGGGGCCUCCUGCUGCUGCCGCGCCGCCGGAGCACGAUUUCUGUUCUCAUCCUGAAGCAAAGUUCUUAACCUGAAGCACUAUUUCUGGGUUACCUGAAGCGUAUGUAACCCGGGGUACCACUGUAUUUUGGUAAUGAUGAUGUGUCUGCCAGCUGAAUAUCCUUUUAAACCACAUUUCAGGUAUUUUGCCCUCACAAGGUGGUGUACAAGAAACCCCACAUAUUGAAACUCACCCCCCCCAUGCAUUUUGAUAAAUUUAUUUUUUACAGUGACUGUUUUUUCCUCUUCAGUCUGAACAUGAUGAUGUAUGUAUUGUGUGUAAGAAAGAAGAUUCACUGAUAUGCUGCAGUUCAUGCCCAAGAUGCUUUCAUGAAGAUUGCCAUAUUCCGAAAAUAUCUGCUGAGAAAAGGUAGCUCCUCCACCUCAAUUUCUGUAAUAAGCUGAUCUAUGAAAUAGCCAGGAAACCCCUGUAUUAACAACAUCAAUAUCUUACAACUAAAGCAUCUGCUAUAUUUGCUAAGUAGUGCAAAGUCACACAACAUGAAUUGUAGCCCAUGACUCAGGCUAAAACUGCAUCUAUUUGAAGCCCAACAAUAACUUGCUAAGCUCUAGGCAUCUCAACUGUGGACAUCUGAAUUAAUGUUGGCAGUAGUGUGGUUUGCAUUUCACACCAAUUUUCAUAUUAUUCUCAUGUGGAGUUGAAGGGAGAGGAGUGAAGAGAUGGGGGGAAGGUAAAAGCUCCAUUGUGCUUUUAGCUAGCUCCAGCUAAACAAUUGUUCUAGCUUGCAAGUUAGCUCUGCGGUUAGAUAGUGGGUUUCCUGUCUGCAGUCAUACUUAGCUGAAGCAAAAGAAACUCAGCUUGAUAGGCCGGUAGUGGUUCAUAUCUGCUUCAGUUGUGGUGAGCUUGUGGUGAGCUAACUUCUCACCUCAGCUCUGCAAAAUGCAAACAUUUUUAAUGCAGAAGCAAACAAAAUGCAAUGGAGGGGAGGAGGGCUCAGCUAGCCCAAUAAGGUAAUGAAAUGUAUCUCUGCUUGUUGAUUGGGGAGCAACUGGGGGCAAGCUUGAAAUUACUGUAUAAGACUGCUUGGAAGACAAUAGAGGGGGGGCCAGUCUUUGGAAACUAUUCCACUGGCUACCUCUGCGCAGAAUUUGCAAUAAAGCCUUUUUCUCUGUGGAAACCCACCCUGGAGUAUGUUUGUCUCCUUCAUGGUACCAGCAGGGGCAGGUGACUGGAACCGGACCCCUUAGGAUCAGAUAUCCUAACAUAUCUAAGGUGCAAGUCUGUAUAAGGAAAACCGCACAGAUUAAAACAUCUUGUAACAGGGAAAUGAAUAUUAGCUAAGGUAAACAAAACUAUAACAGUAGUUUUCAGUAAUAUGUUAUAGCCAACUGAGUAGCAUUACUUUCUUUUAUAGAACACCUAGUUCCCAUUGGUGCUUAAUGAGAAUGAUUAUUAUGACUAACCAGGGCUGGCCCACCCAGGAGGCAAGGUGAGGCAAUUCCCAAGGGGCCAAGUUGCCUUCACACACACCCCUCAAUAAAAGAUGAGGGAGCUGGGCACCCCAAACAUUGAUGGGCAUUGCCAUUCAAAUGGUGUGGGUGCACUGCAUCAUGUGUUCGAUCAUGUGGGGCAGGGCUUACCCCCCCAUAUUUUAUUCAAUUUGGCCUACAUCAGGAUCCACAGGGGCAGCUGAUCUGGCUUCAAAGGAAUGCUCUUUGAAGGCUGGUUAUUAUGUCCCCUCGGCAGCCUACCCUGUUCCACCUCCACAGCAGUCAGUGAACAGGAGAUGCUGCUACUCUCCUCCCAAACCUAGGGAGGAAACGGCAGGGUCUGCCCUCUGGGGUCUGCUGGGGUCUGCACCCACCUGUCAUGAGUCAGAGUGAGCCCCUUUCCCCCUGCCCCAUGACAGCUUUUGAUUUCUGCUUCAACCAACAGGUAAGAUUGAUUUCCUUUGAUUCCUAUCAGGUAUUCUAUUUCAAGCAUCAGGUACGGUUGAUUUGAUUCCCUCCUAGUUCCCAAUGUAGAUAUUCACUCACCCCUCAGGUGCCAAGACGUAUUGGACUGGUCCUCUGACUAAGGUCUUUUCUUCUUAUUGGUUCUGAUGCUUAUUCAGCCAAGGAUCUGUUAUCCUAUGUCUUUUUCUGAAAGCAUUGUUUGUUUAAGAAUGACCUGGUUGUAUGGCAAACUUGCAGAAUUAAUCACAAAACAUUAUAAUCAACAACUACCAGUGUGGCAGUAUUAAAUACAAAUUGCAUUCAAUGGUAUUAUCACACUUUGUUCUGCUUUCCAGAAAUAGGUGGAAAUGCACCUUUUGCCACUGCCCGAAACCAGCAAGCGACCGUCCCCGUGAAGAGCAUCUGGUUCUGAAAUGGCAGAUGCGUGGCAGGACAAUUGUGGUGAGCUACAUCAACCUUUUUCUAUUGCAGUUAAACGACAGGAAACAUAGCAAAAAUAGGGCUGUGACAUUAAUUGCUUAAAAAUCUGGGAUGAUCGAAACCUUGUUUCCCAUUCAUUAAGCCUUAGAGGAAACUGCUAUCCAAUAUAUAUAACUCAAGGUGUUAACACUAGCAUAAAAGCCCUAAAUGGCUUAGGAACCAAAUAUCUAAAAGACCGUCUGUCAGGGUUUAUGGGUUCAGAAUCAAUCCAAGUCCCCCAACAGGUAAGCCCAACAGAGACCCCAUCUCCUCAGAGUAUUGCGGAAGGAUGAUGUCAAUCAACAUUUGAUGAUCUCCUUCUACCUGUCAACAAUAGAAAAUGUCCUUUCAUACUGCAUCAUGGUGUGGUACGCUGGUUUGACCUCAACUGAUAGGAAGUGCCUACAGAGGGUGGUGAAUACAGCACAAGAUAUUAUGGGCUGUUCCGUGAAUCCGCUGGAUGAAAUAGUGGAAGAAUGUUGCCUCAGGAGAGUGAGAGAAAUUCUCAGGGAUGAUUUACACCCUGGCCGGCACUUUCUUGAUCUCCUGCCCUCAGGCAGAAGAUAUAGAAGCAUGAUUAGUCGCACCAACAGGGUAAAGAACAGCUUCUAUCCGUGGGCUGUUAGGCUGCUGAAUGAAAAGAUAACAACAAGGCAACUGACUUUCAGGUUUGGUGGGUGUGCAUCAGUAAACGAGGGGAAUUAAGACUAAGAUUGCUGAGUGGGGGGUGCUUGUGUAAUCUCACUGUAUACAAGUUGUACAAGUGGCAAUAAAGUAUUUCAAUGGUGCUACCACCCCCUUCUUACAGAGGAUGCCUGUGGCUCACUGAGAUUCCAAAAAGUGACAGCUAAAUCACCACUUUCUACUGCCUGAAGCCUCCAGCAAAAUGAAACACUUACACCAGAAGUUUUCAACCUUUUUGGGUCCAUGGCUCCCUUGACCAACUACACUCUUUCUGUGGCACCCCUGUGGGGCUCAGGAGCCCAGUUAUGUCACCCCUUGCCUGCAGAGCCAGCAGCAUCUCAUCCUUUUUCAAACACCCUCCCUUCUGGAGGGGUCUCUCAGUCUCCUCUCCCUUCUCCUUGGGAGUCCUCCGGGCAGCCACUGCCGCCACUCCUGAUCUCUGAGCUGCCCCCCCGCCUCAAAGAGAGGUGCCUCCUCACACUGCCCCACAGGGACCUGGGAAGCCCCCCCCCCACCAGCCAGUCCCAAAGGCACCAUUUGCCUGAGGAGCUUGCAGCCAGGGCUGCUGCAACAAACAGCUGCACAAGCCUUUGGGAGGCAGAGACACAAGAGGGCAUCAGAGGAAGGGAGGGAAGGCAAGAGGGACAGAGGCCAGUGUUGCCCAGCACAUUGACUGAAAACCACUGACUUACACAAAAGCCAGAUGUGACUAAAGAGAUCUGAGGCACUGGGUUUCGACCAAGGCAAGGCUCCAAAUCAACACACAAAAGUACAUAAUAUUUAUUUAAGAUUACUAAAUAGCAGCAAUACGGACCAACAUCGCUAGCUUUGCUUAUCAAAGUUAUUGUUACUGCUCUAUUAAAAAACAAAUAUGAUGGGCUUGCUAGAAAAGAGGGUCUUGGAAAUCUUGGUUUUAGCACCAUCCUGAAAUAGUUGGUCAUGUGCUCUUUCAGUGUUGAUAUUACAGUGGUACCUUGGGUUAAGUACUUAAUUCGUUCCAGAGGUCUGUUCUUAACCUGAAACUGUUCUUAACCUGAAGCACCACUUUAGCUAAUGGGGCCUCCCUCUGCUGCUGCGCCGCCAGAGCACAAUUUCUGUUCUCAUCCUGAAGCAAUGUUCUUAACCUGAGGUAAUAUUUCUGGGUUAGCGGAGUCUGUAACCUGAAGCGUAUGUAACCUGAAGCGUAUGUAACCCGAGGUACCACUGUAUUGCUUUUGCCAAAGUUCUAAAGAAAAACAUGCAUCAGAAUAAAAUAAAAUUCAAUUUUUAUGUUAAAUUUUGUUUUGUACAUAUGCACAUUUAAUCAAUGAACUAAGCAAUUAAAGCCUGAUGAUUAAUUACAAUUUCUUAAUUGAUAACUAAAGUCUCAUUACCAAGGAAACAUUAUAUUGGUUGUGAUAUAUAUUAAGGACACUUCUUUGAAUACAAAUUUCAUUGAAAUUUCUGGGAGUUAUUUCCAAGUAAAUAUAACACAUGCAUAUUUAUUGGCAUGGGAUCCUUAUUUUAUCUGAGUCCCCUUAAAAAUCAGUUCCUUUUGUUUUAUAGAAAUGCGAGUUCCUGCUUUUGAGGAUCUGGUGUCAGCCUAAAAGUUUUCUUUUUGUUGACAAUCCAGCUACAGUAAGUCUUGUUGACUACAAUAUUUGGGACAUUGAUGCAGAAAUGGUUCUUUAAAAUGUUACAAGUGCCUGAGUUGAAAUUGCCGGAAAUUCUACAAAUAUUCUUUUCUGAUGUGCUGAUUUAACAGAUACAAAAUUAUAAUGCCGUCAUAAAGAGACCCAUGUGGCUCAAGCGCAUAGCAGAGAAGUUGCAUAAAGAAAAAUACAACGCAGUGGGAGAUUUCGUAAGAGAUAUGCGCCUGAUGUUCAAAAAUUUCCAUAAGUUUUAUGAGGUGAGCUCCAGUCUCUCUUUCCCCUACAAUUCCUUGCCAGUGCAUUUUAAAGAUGAGGAGUGAGUAGAGGAGGUAAAAUUAUAUUUCCAUUCUAAUUGAAAUAAAAAACAAAAUAAUCAGGGUAGGGAAAAGUGAAAGGUGAUUUAAUCCAUUUUCCAUUUCUUCCUCCCUCACACAUGCUCACAACCUCUCUCACAAUGAUCACAGUGUCUCAUAGUCAGCAAUCCAGUACAUUUCCGAGCACAAUUAAAGUGUUCCUGUUGACCUUUAAAGCCCUAAACGGCCUCAGUCCUGUAUACCUGAAGGAGCGUCUCCACCCCCAUCGUUCUGCCCAGACACUGAGAUCCAGCGCCGAGGGCCUUCUGGCGGUUCCCUCACUGCGAGAAGUGAGGUUACAGGGAACCAGGCAGAGGGCCGCCUUGGUAGAGGGCCUACUUGGAGGGCCCGCUCUGGGGAAACUCAGCCAGAUGGGCAGGAUAUAAAUAAUAAAUUAUUAUUAUUAUUAUUAUUAUUAUUAUUAUCCUCAUGCAUUUCCCAAGAAUUCCACCUGGCAGCGGCGGAGCAAGCCAAUCAGGCGCCUAGAGCGGCGCAAGCUGGAGCAGGACACACCUCAGGGUCUCUGAGGAGUCUGCCUUCCUCCUCUCUCACUCAGCCGCCCUACAGCUGAGGGGGAGGCAGCGGGCAGGUUGGAGCCUGCGGGUGCUCAAGCCACUGUGUCACUCCCAGGAGAGAUGAGUGGCUCGGGCAUGCUGCAGGCCCCACAGUGAGUGCUGCCCGGCAUUUUGUCACCCCCCAGUGGUGACACCCGGGGUGGUCUGCCCCCACCGCACUCCCGUUUCUCCACCACUGCCACCUGGAACCCCUUUUGUCUUUAAAAGCUUGGUGAAUGUCUGUGGUUUUUACAGUAAAAGUAACUCGUAACUUGUGUGCAUUAAGCUUUAUGCACUUGACAACAAAUAAUACAAAGAAAUUAAUAGGAGGUAGGCAUCUGGGGGGAAAUACUUUGGUAAUCCCACCUGCCACUGAACCCAAUGUGUUUUGACUAUACACGAUUUUGGCUUUAUGCUCUAUCCUCAGAAUGUAACCCCGGUGUAAAGUGAGAGUCAUCUGUAUAAAUCACUGAGAAUCUACUAUUUCAUUGCACUGGUGAAUAAGUUGCCAACAAGAACCUGAAUAGUCUGGUAGAGCAGGACAGCAGAAAUAUUUAAAUACAUAGCUUCCCUUGUUGUAAGUGUUUUGAAGCAAAAUGGUAAAAUUUAAACAAAUAAAGCAACAAGCUCCACACAUAUCAAAGUGAACAUUUUAAAUUUUUUUUCUAGGGCAGUGACAUGGUGGAAUAUGGAAGAGAACUGCAAGCUGAAUUUGAAAAUAGCUUUCGGGAAGUGUUUUCUAUUCCGUAACAAAUUUUUUAAAUUCAUCGGUUUUCAGACAUGUGGGCCAGUUUCUCAGCUAACCAACUUUCCAUGCAUUAUGUAAAAAUUGGAUUUCUGUAUAAGUAAUACUUCAUGCCAAAUUUUAAAAAUGGUGCUUUAUAUAUGUAUAACUUCAUUUUUAUUACUCAGGAGGAUACAUAAUGCUACCUGCAUUCUUUAGGAUUUAGAAAUUGAAUUGCCAUGGGGAUUUUAGGUGGGUUUUCAGGAAGUACAGGGAAAAUUUAUUCUAUGUAUUCAAAUUAUUUGGCUAAAGAGUCAGAUUUAUAACAUGGCCAUAGCAAUGGUUUCUUCCAUUUCCUUAGCUUAAUCCAGCGCUUUUUUCCCUUAAAAAAUGUUUAGAGGUACUCUCAUUUUCCUACUCUUAUUGAAACACUGCCCCUGAAUGAGGCCAAACUUAGAUUCACAAAAUGUUUAGGGUUAUGGAUACCCCUGUGUCCCCCCCAGAAAAAAUGCACUGGCUUAAUCCCACUCUCACCUCACAACACUAGCUGUGGACAAGGUGAGAAAAGCAGGUUCAGAGGUUCCAGCUGUUGCAAAACAUUGCAGCUAGUGCUAGAUUGUUGAGGGGAACAGAUUAUCUCCCCCAAUAACUGCAGUGCUCAAAAGUCUGCAGUGGCUGUCCAUAUGCUAGCAGGCCAGGAUCAAUAUUCUUAUAAUGCAGGCAUCCCCCUCUUAUGUGUGUGCCAAUUACACGUGACCUUGUAUAUGUGUGGUGCUGGAAAAUAAUAUAAAUGGAAUCGUGCCAGGAAAGGAUGGGAGAGAGCUGGAGAGUCCUCAUGGCUCACCAGGAGACUCUCUUCGAAGCCUGAAGAGGACAUAAGUGAAGGUGGAGGAAGUCCCAAAGAGUGUUAAGAUGUGGAGCUUUGUUUAGGCUACCUAACAGCAGCUGCAUCCAGCCUCCAACCUAUCCUCCAGUCUCCAGCCAGUCCCAACUCUAGCUGAAGAGAGAGAGUUGUGGAGAGAGAGAGAUGUAGGAAUAACGGAGGACGACAGGAGGUUGGAUGCAGGUGAGCUGUGCAGAAGCACGCUGGCAAGCAUGCUUCAAGACAAGCUGCCGGCUAGCUCUGUAGAGGCUCCUUUUAUUAGCACAAUAUGUAAAACCAGUCAGAUACAUUUUGGGCUGUGACCUUUACACAUCUUCCAAUCCCGAGAUCGAGGGGUGGUUCAAAGUUAUUUUGGCACCUGUUUCCACCGCGUCAUUUUCCCCUUGAAGAAUGUGUGAUGAAGGAGACAAAGGUCACAGACAGGGCACGCCAGACCACUAAGAGUAAAGGUUAGAUAGAGGGCAUGAUGUUCAGACAGCUGUGGCUUUGUCUGCAGAUGGAAGUGUGCUCCACACCCGAAGGUCACGCGGUCAGACAGCUGAGGCCUGUCUUCGGGUGGAAGUGUGUUCCACACCCAGCAAUCAUUCCUUCAAGAGAGAGAGAGAGUGUGCAGGAGAGCAGGGGGAAAUAGACUCAACAACUUUCGGCUCAACAAUUUGGGGUUUUCCUUAAAAAAACCUCAACAGCUUUAGGGGUGUCCAGAUUUUUACUCCUUGAAAUAUGGCAGCCCUAACUGCACGAGGGCCCAGAACAUAACCUCCACAUAAGUGGGGUGAAACCUAAAAUUUACAAGGCUCUUAACAAUUUGGGUUCAGGAUGCCUCAAGGACCACCUAAUCCCUUAUAUCUCUGCCUGAUCAGUGUGGUCUUCAGGAGUCACUGUUAAUGGCAUGGCACAGAUGCAUGGCUUGGAUUCGCUAGGACAUGUGCAUUUUGUAUUCUGGGUCCAAUUUUAUGGAACUCCCUUUUAGCUGAGGUCAGACAACCUCCCCUCUCUUGAACUUCCAGAACAUACUGCAUUUCUAUUAAAAAAAAAUCCAGUGGGUGUAUCAAUGUACAUGAAACUAAGUAAGAGAGUUAGGACAGCAGGCAGAGAGAGAGACUUAGUGAUAGAGGGAAGGCAGAAGUUAAGGGAACAGCUACCAGAAAGCGAUUCAGCACAGAAAGUGUAGAGAGAGCAGGAGGGUCAGAGACUUAGGAGUUAAAACUUGCUUAAAUAAAGGUUUUUUGUUUUGUUUUAUAGUACCCCUGCCUGAUCCUUAGUGAUAAUUAACACCACUUGAAACAGUGGGCAAUUUAACUGAAGUUUCAAUUAUAAUUUCAAUUGAUUUUUAUUUUUUUGUACUGCAUCUUUGUAAACCACUUAGAGACUAUUGUAGUUAAGCAUAUGUAAAUUCUUGAAAUAAAUAAAUAAAAUUUUGCCAUCUGGACAAA